AUGCAUUUCCUCUCAUUCCUUACCGUGUCUCUCAUUACACUAGGAUCAGCAUUCGUGCUACCAGGAACCACACCCCAACAAACCAUUCUACCAAACCACUACCUGGAGGCAAACAAGCGACAAGAAUCCGAAGCUCAGUCCGAGAUUCCAUUCGGCGUCAUCAUCACACACUGCAAUAUCCCCGGAGUAGUAGCUCUAACCUUUGACGAUGGUCCAUACAUUUACACGGGACAGAUCCUGGAAACCCUUUCGCAGCAUGGAGCGCGGGCAACAUUCUUCAUGAAUGGAGUGAAUAAGGGAAAUAUCGAUUCAUUCCCUGAAUUGGUCCAGCGAGCUGUUAACGAGGGACAUCAAAUUGCUUCUCAUACAUGGGGCCACGCAUCACUUGAUACACUGAGUUACGCCGAAAUCAUAGCCCAAAUGACAAACCUCGAAGAAGCCUUCCUGCGAAUCCUCGGCUUCUACCCCAGUUACAUGCGCGCACCCUAUCUAAUGGUAACAGCGGAUGUGCUAGCCGCAAUGAAAGCACUGGAGUACCAUAUUAUCGGUGCAAGCAUCGACACGAAGGAUUACGAGAACGAUGAUCCAGAACAUAGCUGGCGCAGUUUUGAGAAGUUUCGAGCGGAGUUGGAUGGUGGGGGUACGAUUGUUUUGGCGCAUGAUACUCAUCGAACCACUGUGGAGGUUUUGGUUGAUAAUAUGAUUUCGGAGAUUGAAGAGAGAGGGCACGAGAUGGUCACUAUAGGUGAAUGUCUUGGGGAUCCCCCGGAGUACUGGUAUCGCGACGGUCGAUAG
This is a messenger RNA of Penicillium malachiteum, 795 nucleotides long. RefSeq names its product chitin deacetylase. Lineage: Eukaryota; Fungi; Ascomycota; Eurotiomycetes; Eurotiales; Aspergillaceae. The record is from RefSeq and is a predicted model, not a curated record. The transcript has 3 exons. Bases 1 to 795 code for a protein of 264 amino acids. Gene Ontology annotation, molecular function: hydrolase activity, acting on carbon-nitrogen (but not peptide) bonds. Gene Ontology annotation, biological process: carbohydrate metabolic process.